Molecule: messenger RNA, 5329 nt
Organism: Mya arenaria
Lineage: Eukaryota; Metazoa; Mollusca; Bivalvia; Myida; Myidae
Exons: 7
Coding region: 269-3391 (1040 amino acids)
Molecular function (GO): protein binding; zinc ion binding
Source: RefSeq, a predicted model, not a curated record
CCGAGAAGAGACCGGGAAAUAAUAUUGCCCAAAUAGUGUACUUUUUAUUUUUUAAGAAAGGUGGAACUUAUAUUAAAGCAGUGAACAAGGCAAGACAUAUCUUGAUUUUUAUUCGCCGGGGCUUUAAGAACCAAAACAUAUGACGUUUAACAGUGAAUAAAUUUGGUAUUGCCAUAUCCGUUUCCAGUCCAAAUGACAUUUUCCAAAAAUAGUGUACUUUCGAUUUCGAGAAUGAUGUAAUUUAUAAUCAAGCAGUGAACAAGUGACAAUGGAAAAAGACGAAAUAGAAGAAGGUGACAUAACUGUUAGUCCAGAUCAAGAAGUGGAAAUGUCGACGGACGAGGCCGCUCAAAGUGAAUGUGGAGAAAUAGAAGAGAAAGAAGAUGGAGAUCGUCCUUUAGAAAAGCAACACUCUGAGGCUGUUGGGAAGGAGCCUCGUUUACCAAUAGCAUUCGAAGAUAUUGAUGAAGUUGAUGACCCGGAAUUUUGCGAGGAUUUGAACAUACCUAAAAUGGUAAAUAUUGAGUCCAACAAAGGACCGCCUGGGGUAUUAGUUAAAUCUUCUGAAUUUCUCAAAUAUUGUGAGCCAUGCAAAUCUCUAGAAAAUGUGGACAAAGCUGCCGAAGUUUUCUGUAAAGAAUGUGAAGAGUUGAUGUGCAAAACUUGCAAGGAAAGACAUUCUGCGUCAAAACGGCUAAGAGAUCAUGAGUUUACCGAAGUUCCAAAAAUUAAAGAUGUAGAAAAGCCACAGUUAUAUUGCGAACCAUGCCAGCAUCAGGGACAGCAAAGAGACGCAGUUUGCUUUUGUCCAGAAUGUGAAAAUGAAUUGCUUUGUGAAAAUUGCAGGAAAGUUCACAAAGUCAUGAAGACAACGAGAAUGCACAAGAUUUUUGAUGUCUCGGAUGUCAUACCCGUCAUCUCCCCCACACCGACAUCUGUUCGGUGUUGUGAACCCUGUGAAGCUCAAAAUGUUCAUUCCAUAGCGACUAUGUUAUGUCCUGUCUGCGGGGAUGAAGCUUUGUGUGAUGCCUGUGCCCGUUAUCACAAGGCACAAAAGAUAACAAAGGAGCAUAUUCUGUAUCCAGUUCAGGGUUUAACCCAAAAGUCAACAAAGAAAAUGCCACAAAAGCUAUUUUGUGACCCAUGCAAGGCUCAGGAUAUGGAGUACGAAGCAUCCAUGUUUUGCAGAGAAUGCGAUGACGAACUCCUUUGUGACCAUUGCGUCAAGUAUCAUGGCGCUCAUAAAAAGACCAGACACCAUGCCUUGUUUCCUAUGUCAGAAAACAGUAACCAAGGGAAGAAAGAGUCCAUGAAAAGACUAUCUGAGCCAGGAUUUCCAUCAGUCAGGCCGAAACACGCCCUUGAUAGAUCAUUUGAGACCGAUACACACCAAAAGGUGGAGCAGAUGGAACAGCAUCGGAAACAGGAGCAGCCUGGUAAGCCAAUUGCUGCUGACAUAUCCUCAGAUUCUUUAACACUAUUUUGGAAUAAACCGGAAAGAUUCGGACCAAAUGACUACUUUCAGAUUUCUUAUAAGGAGUUGAAUAGAGAAGGCAAGUGGCGGGUAUAUCAUGGCGAAUACACAGCAUCCACGGUAAAGCUGGAGAACUUGAAGUCCAAUGCUCGCUUUGUCUUUCGAGUUCGUGUAAUCUCUAUUGACGAAGAAUGGCCAUAUAGCCCACUGAGUGACGAAAUUCAAACAGAAACCUCACCGGCGUCUAGAAUUGUGGAAUUUUCAGUACUCUUAACUGAUGAAGAACACCGAAAUGAUAACAAUUGGUCGCCCGACGUGUAUGCGCUACCUCUUACAGAAGUGAAAGAGGCUAGAAAUGCUCUGGCAAAGACCAGGAAAUUUGAAGUCGGUGCCCGACCAAAGGGCUUGGUGAAAGAGAAAUAUAUAAUGAUGAUUGGAGAAACAGGAACUGGGAAAAGCACGCUAGUCGAUGGCAUAGCCAACUAUGUUAUGGGUGUAAACUGGCAAGAUCCCUUUAGAUUUUCUAUUGUCAACUUAGAGGAUGAGGAAAAGAAAAAGAAAACGAACCAGGCGCUUUCACAGACCGAGUGGAUAACUUGCUAUACCAUUUACCCCGCCAAAGGAAGUCGUCUGCAAUACACGAUACAUAUCAUCGACACACCUGGGUUUGGAGACACAAGAGGCAUCGACCGAGACCAAGAAAUUGUGCAACAAAUUAAGGAACUGUUUUCCGAGAAAGAGCCAAAGGGCGUAUUGUCAAUCGAUGCUGUUUGUUUUCUUAUCAAAGCACCAGACGCCCGUCUUACCCCAAUUCAGAGUUACAUUUUCCAACAGAUCAUGUCCCUGUUUGGGAAAGACAUAGAAGAAAACAUAUGUUCAUUGGUCACUUUCGCCGAUGGAUUGGACCCACCUGUUUUUGCCGCUCUGAAAGAAUCUGGAUUGCCUUUUGGAAAGCGAUUUACGUUCAAUAAUUCCGGGCUAUUUGCGAAAAACAAAGACAUCGAAUGCACAUGCCUUUCGCCAAUGUUCUGGGAUAUGGGAAUGAAGAGCUUUAGCAACUUCUUCCACUAUAUUGAUGACCUCCCAACAAAAAGCCUGCAGCUUACAACAGACGUCUUGAAUGAGCGUUGUCGCCUGGAAAUGACUGUUGUAAACUUGCAACCAAAAAUUGAUGUUGGAUUACAUAAAAUCCACCAACUUAAAGGUGAAAUUAGGUUUUUUGAAGAGAACAAAGCCAUCAUUGCGGACAAUAAGGACUUUACUUAUUUUACUACGUCUACUCACCAGGUUAAGAAGGAUCUUCCAAGGGGCCAACAUGUCACGAACUGCACACACUGUCACUUUACUUGUCAUCAAAAUUGUGGCAUUCCUAAUAAUGAAGAUAAACGCGGAUGCUGGGCUAUGAAUAGGAGCACUGGGUUCUGCAGGAUUUGUCCAGACAAUUGCUACUGGGACAAGCAUUCUAACACGCCAUACAUAUUCGAGUACGUUUUGGUUGACGAGGUGAAGACCUAUGCUGAAAUGAAACAGAAAUAUGAAGAUGCUUCAGGAAAGCUAUUAACACAGGAGCAAGUGCUGGAAAAAAUGGGAGAGGAAUUGGGAGAGAUGAUCGAUACCAUUGAAGAUAUGAUGGUAACGAUUCGAAAUUGUAACGUCAGGCUUGGAACAAUCGCACUGCGACCGAAUCCACUAACUGUCACCGAGCAUAUCGAUUUGAUGAUCCAGAAUGAAAAAAUGCAAAAGAAAAAUGGCUGGUACCAGCGUGUUAAAACUUUGUACCGAUUCAAAAAGCGAGCAGAAGUAGCAAAGGAUGUUGAAGCAUUUCAAACGGAGGCAAACACCCUUGGUGUUGUAGGAAGACGAAAGAAGGACAGGCGAACUGUUUUCCAAAGAUUUAGGGACCUUUUUGGGUGGUAGACAUCGCCAGUGAUUCUCGGCAGAUCGAUUUUAGCCACAUAGCAUAUUGUGCUAACAUUACAGAUGUUAAAACUACAAAUGACGUCGGACGGUUGAGUUUUCAAAUAACAUGCAUUGCGUGUCAUGUACUUUGCAUUGAGUAAUACUAUUCCAUAUACUUAUAUCAUUUUUGGUCUUGUACAUGAUUUAAACGCAAGUUAUAUAUAUAUUGAUACAUGAUGAGAGUCUUAUAUUAUGUUUAUGAUGCUGCCUGCAGUUGCUGAGGAAUGUGAAGUUAAAUAGUUAUAAUUACUGUCGUUCUGAAAACCAAUAAGGGUUAUUUUCGAUCGUGCAGUGAAAACCAUUUUUUUUUAAAACGUGCACAUUCAAUACAUUUUUUAUUAUUAACUAAUGUAUGCAUGGACACUUACACUGACAUUAAAAAGGUCACUGGGCGUGUCACAGUAGAUAACAUAGUUUUAUUAUCAUUAACGAAAAUCUGUCUUUAUAUUAUUAUGCGUUUAAUGCAAUAUUGUUUGUGUACUUUAUUUUUUAAUGUUUUCUGCACAAUUGACAAAAUACACGUUGUAUGUAUAACAUAUCAGAUCUUAUUUUUAGACGGUCAUUUUCAAAAAUGUUAUUUUUCAAACAUCAAAACUUUCUCUAAAAUGUUUUGACCAAUACUGAUCAAUUUAAAAUAUUGCAAAGUUUUUACAUAAUGCUUCAUUGAUGAGGCAGAAAUUGUCACGCAGGCAUCGAUAUGUAUAUCCUUUGCGUAUAGUGUUCUUAUAAUAAUACCUUUGACAUUAUUUGUUGUUAGGUCAUAUAAUAUAUUCGCGUGCAUAUUAUGUAUUUCUCAUAUUGUCAAUUUGUCAAUUUGUUGUUCUCUUGUCAAAGGAAUUGUGCAAAUUCAACACAAAUAUUUAACUAUGGACCAUAUCGCCACCUUAGUGCAAGAACUCCAUAUCUGCUUCUAUUUCUAUAUGCAGUUAUUGAGUUAUUGCACAAAGGUGACGAUAUUAUAUUAAAGAAACUGUUUUAACAUUCACAUUUCAUUAAAACUUUCAUAUACUCACCCAGCUACGCUCUUAUUAACGGCCUAACGUUUUCUCUACAUUUCUAUUUGCAUCCUCCCCAACUGUGUUUUUGUCAUCUCUUGAUCUGAAUCGUUACUGAUCAAAGGUAUAGGUGACCAUUAAAGUGACACUCUUAUUCAAAAUCAAUACCUACACAUGUAUAAUAAACAUCAAUUUUGACUGAUAAACCUUUAAAUACUUACUUAAUAAUAUUUAAUACUGAUAACAAAAUUGUAACCGUGUUUUUAAUAGUAAAAAGCGCAAAAAUAUUAAAUGAUUGGUGAAUGCUAAAAUAUUUACUGUGGUCUACUAUAGUCUCUUGAGGUAGAAAUACCGUGUUUCAUGCUCAUUUCUUUCAAAAACGAACAAACUCGGUAUCCUUCAUAAGAACAAUUGCUUUCGACAUUUAUUAAUUCUUUUUGGAAUAUUAAAACAAUAUUAUUAUUUGUGGUAAAUCUUAUUUAAGUAAGGGUGCAUCUUAAUUUCGGCUUUUGUACAUUUUUGUUGACUUAAAUAUAAUUCGGAAAUUUAAGUAUGAAACUAUGUAUGCAUUACAGCAUAAUAACGUUAAUUAUCUUGAAUGUUUGCAAGAUACAUUGUAUGUGUAUUUAACAAGUGAACAAUUACGAUAUUCAUGUAAAAAAGCUAACUUACAUUACGGAAAGCAGAUAGUUCCGUGCUUUUUAUAACAAACGAAAACAACUAUCAAUAACAAUGAUAAAAUGUUGUAGAAGAUAUGUUACUUCCAAAGGUUAUAACUAGAAUUUGCAAAACCUUUAAAAAUGUUUUUUUUUUGGUUCUGGAUGCGAAAUGUUGUGCGUAGCUUUUAAUGUAGUGUUAAAUAUAUGUCAAGCAUAUUCAAGGCAAUAAAUGUUGUAUUUCA